This is a messenger RNA of Triticum aestivum (bread wheat), 1837 nucleotides long. RefSeq names its product WAT1-related protein At5g64700. The coding region runs from base 406 to 1536 and encodes 376 amino acids. NCBI's taxonomy places the organism in Eukaryota, Viridiplantae, Streptophyta, Magnoliopsida, Poales, Poaceae. Gene Ontology annotation, cellular component: membrane. The transcript is spliced from 8 exons. The record is from RefSeq and is a predicted model, not a curated record. Gene Ontology annotation, molecular function: transmembrane transporter activity.
GAACCUGAAGAGCACAAGCCAAAUAAGAUACCCCUCCUCCACUGUCCAGCAUCAAACUUUCCAUGGGGCAUCCUUCCUGUCGCCCUCGUAGCAUCUACCGCCCAUCAGUACCUACGUGCUCAUUUGGUCAGCGUCCAUCCCCUCAACCGCUGCCUGAGCUGAAGCCAUGGCCUGCUCCAGUAAACCAUCUGGAACCUGUUAAGAAGAACCUGUAUGCCAAGUGAGCAGAGAGCUCAACUCCAACUCAAAAGCUUUGUCCCUGGCCUCAUCAUGAACUCCAUGUAUGCUGCAUUGGACAAAUUCUGAGCUGCUGCAUUCGACAAACUAUGAGUGUGGAGUUUGUGCAGAUUAUAGCACUAGCCUGUUUCAGAGCCGUGGUAGCUGAAGCUCAAGCUCGCUGCCGGCAUGGGGGCGGAUGGCAAGAAGCCGUACGUGAUCGCGGUGAUCAUACAGGUGAUCUACACCGGCAUGUUCGUCGUCUCCAAGGCGGCGUUUAACCAGGGGUUCAGCACCUACGUCUUCAUCUUCUACCGACAGGCGGCUGCGUCUCUCCUACUGCUGCCUCUCGCCAUUGCCCUCGAGAGGAAAAACGCGCGGUCAAUGUCCUUCCGGUUGCUCCUGAAGCUGUUCAUGUUUGCCUUGAUCGGGACUACAUUUAGCUUGAAUCUGUACAACGUUAGCCUCAAGUUGACAUCCGCGACCGUGGGCUCCGCAACCAGCAACUCCAUGCCUGUGGUCACCUUCUUCAUAGCGCUUCUGCUGAGGAUGGAGGUGGUGAAGCUGAGGAGCCCCUCGGGCAUGGCCAAAGUGGCCGGCGUGGGGCUCUGCCUCGCCGGGGUGCUCGUCAUCGCCUUCUACGUGGGUCCGUCACUGAACCCGGUGAACCACCACCGCGUCUGGGCUGCCGCGACCGGAGACGCCGGCGCGACGAGGGGGACGUGGAUCAUGGGCACCUUCCUCAUGGUGCUCGCCAACGUGACGUGGUCCGUGUGGAUCGUGCUGCAGGCGGCGCUGCUCAAGGAGUACCCCAACAAGCUGCUCGUCACGGCGACGCAGUGCGUCUUCAGCGCCGGUCAGUGCUUCGUCGUCGCCGCGGUCGCCGAGCGGGACUUCUCCAGGUGGCAGCUCCGCUUCGACGUCACCUUGCUCGCCGUCCUCUACACCGGGUUCGUGGUGACGGGGGUGUCCUACUACCUGCAAGCAUGGUGCGCGGACAUGAAAGGGCCGGUCUUCCUCGCCGUGUGGACCCCGCUCUGCUUCGUCCUCACCAUUUUCUGCUCCUCCUUCUUCCUCGGAGAGAUCGUCCACCUCGGCAGUAUCUUGGGUGGAAUUCUUCUCGUUGGAGGUCUGUACAGCGUGCUGUGGGGCAAAAGCAAGGAGAACCGGAUUGCGCCAUGCGGCGAGACCAAUAUGAUCCAUGGCGUGGAGGGCGAGAAUUCUGGAGAAGAUGAGGAGAAGAACGAGAGGAGCAGCCAAGUUAACGGGGACAGGGAGCACGAUAAGGAAGCAACGAUAUCGCCAGCUGAACAAGUCUGAUUUGAUCGAGUGAAGGAGGCUCCAUCUAUCUCAUGCGAUGCAUCCAUUAUUCGAGCAACUAUGAAUUAUAUUCAACUCAAACCACAAAGAAGAGGAACGGCGAACGGCCCUGAUUGGGUUUAUGAUCAGUACUCUUCGGCUAAUUCUUAGUUGCUUAUUUUUUUUACAAAUCCCGGUCACCUCAAAUUGCAUAUAUCACUAAGCCUUACACUGUAAUCUCUGAAGGUGUGCAACUUGUAGCAUGUAUGUUAUAUGUGGAGUAACUUGGACAUGGCAAUGGUUGGAUGUUGCUCCAAAGGAU